Molecule: messenger RNA, 3043 nt
Organism: Etheostoma cragini (Arkansas darter)
Lineage: Eukaryota; Metazoa; Chordata; Actinopteri; Perciformes; Percidae
Product: solute carrier organic anion transporter family member 1C1-like
Exons: 15
Coding region: 211-2274 (687 amino acids)
Biological process (GO): transmembrane transport; sodium-independent organic anion transport
Cellular component (GO): membrane
Molecular function (GO): protein binding
Source: RefSeq, a predicted model, not a curated record
UUUGUGAGUGCUGGAGGGGUUGGAGGGCUUUUUAUUGACAUGAUCAAGAUGUUCACAUGGUGGCUGGGUUACUGAUUACAGAUAAUUACCUAUAAUAAGACUUGAAGCACAAAGUCCUGCCAGGUAGAGCCAGCCUUCAGCUAUUUUAUCACAUCCUUCCCAUCCCUCAUAGGACCACUGGAGCCUCUUAGGUCCCUUACCAGCAGCAUCAUGAGUGUAGAGUCCAAAAAACCACGUGCAGGUUGCUGCUCCAACUUCAAGCUCUUCCUGUUCUCUAUGGCAUUUGUAUUCUUUUCCAAAGCCUUUGGUGGAGCCUAUAUGAAGAGCUCCAUCACCCAGAUUGAGAGGCGCUUUGAUAUCCCCAGCACCCUCAUAGGGGUUAUAGAUGGCAGCUUCGAAAUGGGUAACCUGUUGGUAGUAGCCUUUGUUAGCUACUUUGGUGCUAAGCUCCAUCGUCCCAGGCUGAUUGGAAUUGGCUGUGUGAUCAUGGCUGCUGGAUCUUUCCUCAUAGCCCUGCCUCACUUCUUCCAGGGACUGUAUAAAUAUGAGACCAGUGUGUCUCACAGUACAGAUACCAACAGCACUGCGAGCAUCCUGCCCUGCAUGUCAAACCACAGCCUGGCUGUUGCAGAUGAAAUGCCGGAUUUAGCGGCCAGAACAGCUUGUGAAAAGGCAGCUGGCUCAUCCCUGUGGAUCUAUGUAUUCCUGGGAAACAUGCUGCGUGGAAUUGGAGAGACUCCCAUCAUGCCUCUGGGUGUGUCUUACCUGGAUGACUUUGCCAAGGAAGAAAACACUCCUUUCUAUUUAGCCUGCAUCCAUACAGUGGGAAUCUUAGGACCGAUGUUUGGGUUCAUGCUCGGGUCCCUCCUUGCCAAGAUCUACGUAGACAUUGGAUUUGUGGAUUUAGACAGUGUCACCAUUAACCAUAAGGACUCCCGCUGGGUGGGGGCCUGGUGGCUAGGCUUCAUUGUGACUGGCACCAUCAUCCUUCUGUCCAGUAUCCCAUUCUGGUUCCUGCCCAAAUCUUUGCCCAAAGAGGGCCAAGAGCAGAGCCAGAGUAAAAGCACAGAGCUCACCACAAUGGCAGAGCAGGAGAAUUUCCUGCCUGACGAAAACCAGGAUCAUGAGGAGAAGAAGACAGUCACGUUCCAGGAGCUGGCUAAAGAUUUCAUUCCAUCUCUGAAGAGACUCUUCAAGAACAACGUCUUCACGCUGAUGGUCCUUACACACCUGGUGGCUGUCAACGGCUUUAUUGGCAUGAUCACUUUCAAGCCUAAAUUCAUGGAGCAAAUCUACGGCCAAUCAGCCUCCAAGGCCAUUUUCAUCAUAGGUGUAAUGAACCUGCCAGCAGUAGCUUUGGGCAUCAUCACCGGAGGUUUUGUACUGAAGCGUUUCAAGCUGGGUGUCAUCGGAGCAGCCAGGGUGUCAAUCACUGCCUCCAUCGGGGCCUUAUGUCUGCUUUUCGUUCAGAUCUUCCUCCACUGUGACACAGCAGAGGUGGCAGGUCUGACUGUCUCAUAUCAGGGGGUUCCUCAAGUGUCCUACAACCAACAGACCUUGCUGUCACAGUGCAACAUGGGCUGCUCCUGCUCAAUGAAGCAUUGGGACCCAGUAUGCGCCCAAAACGGAGUAACAUAUGCCUCACCUUGCUUGGCUGGCUGCCAGACCUCCACCGGCACUGGCAGAGAAAUGACGUUUCAUAAUUGCACCUGUGCUGGGGAGAUGAUGACUCCGGGCAUGAACAUGUCUGCAGUGCUGGGCCAGUGCCCCAGGAGGAGUGACUGCGAUUACAUGUUCAAAAUCUACAUGACUUUUUCUGUUGUGGGAUCUUUUAUUUCUGCCUGUGGGGGAACGCCGGGAUACAUUGUAUUGCUCAGGUCCAUACAGCCAGACCUGAAGUCACUGGCUUUGGGUAUGCAGACACUGAUAGUAAGAACCUUGGGUGGAAUACCUCCUCCUAUAUAUUUUGGAGCACUGAUUGACCAAACCUGUUUAAAGUGGGGUACCAAGCAUUGUGGAGGACGUGGAGCAUGUAGACUCUAUGAUGCUGCUAAAUUUAGGAUGACAUUCUUGGGAUUGAUCACUGGACUCUACUGCCUUUCUAACAUGCUCUGGGGAUGCGUCUACCGCACAGUUGUCAAGAGACAGAAGAAGUUAACAUUGAGGAAUCAGGCUAAAGAAAACGGACUAGAAGGUAACACGGUGGAUAAUGGACACGCCAACAUCAGCAUUGGCAAAAACAAAGAAGACGCAGACAAUGAGAGCACUAUUUAAGGAGUUUGGGGAAGGACACACCAUUGCGUUAUGCAGGUGAACAACGCAGAUUUUCCAUUGCCGAAGUACUGUGCUGCAUCCAUAGUGGACCAAAUGUGGUAAUGGUACAGUGUCAGCACUCUAUUGUCUUCGAGCAGUACACCUCCUUUAUUUUUACAAAGAUAUCAUGCUGAAAAUAUCAACUGCUGUUUGUUUACUUUGAAGGUCAAAGCUUAGUUUUACUAUGAACACCAAUUAAAUGAAUGAAAACUUAGAGGUCAUUUUUAGCUCUACUUCAGUCAAGAAAAUAUAGUGGGCGCUGUUCACUCAUGAUGAUGUUCAACUAUGAAACAUUUCAGUAUGAUGUCAAAGAAAGUAAGAUCAAAAAAAGAAGUCAAAUAUUUGGAGGACAACCUUACCUUUUUUGGCAGUUUGCUGCCCCAAACACACCUAAUUGCACUGAGGCUAAACAUGAGCAAGUUAAAAAGUUAUAUGCGCUUCUUUGCUUACUUUUCCAAAGUUAGAUGAACAGACCAAUAUCACUCUCAAGUCUGUUAGGUAAAAGUGUGAAGGUUGCACCAGCAGCGUGUUAGCCGUGUCCAAAGGUAACAGAUUCAGCCUACUAACACACCCUGUUCGCAUUCUGUGUGCUAAGUUAAACUAAGCUACCUGGCUGUCAUCAAAUUUGAACAGCAUGCAUGAGAGUGAUCAAUCAUUUCAUCUAACUAUAAAUUUUGUUUCUUGAGAAACUAAAGAACGUUCAGUCAGGCUUUUAGUCAUGCAAAAAAAA